Prorocentrum cordatum is the source of this 879-nucleotide messenger RNA. The record is from the annotation of a GenBank genome assembly. NCBI's taxonomy places the organism in Eukaryota, Dinophyceae, Prorocentrales, Prorocentraceae.
CUCCCCCUCCAGGCCCCGCGGAGGCGCCGACUCGAGUGCCCCCUGUCCCCUGCCCUUGCGAGCGGCCUCGGGGGGUUGGCACCCCCGCCCCUGCGGCAUCGAUGGCCGCGGCGCCAGUCGACGCGGCCGGCAUCGGGGAGGCCCUCGAGGGGGCCGUUGCCCCGAACGAGGAGGCGCCCGUGGAGCCCGCGGCGCCCGCGGCCGAGCCCGCGGGGGCCCUGGCGCUGGUCCUCCUCUGCGGGCAGUCCAACAUCGCCCGGCGCGUGGCCGGCCGCGGCCCGCUGCGGGACGCGCGGCCGCUCGAGGGGCCGCCGAGCGCGCUGCCCGUGCUCGCGUGGACCGGGGCGGGGCGGUGGUCGGAGGCGCGCCACCCGCUGCACUGGGACAAGCCCGACCGUGUGGGCGUCGGGCCCGGCCUGGCCUUCGCGCGAGAGGCGGCCGCGGAGCCGGAGCUUCUGGGCGCGGGGGGCGGGGCGCCCAAGGGCGUGGCGGGCGUCGGGCUGGUGCCCGCCGCCGUGGGUGGCUCCGCGAUCGCCGAGUGGGCCCCGCACGGUGGCCCUCUGCUCGCGGAGGCGCGGGCGCGCUGCGCCGCGGCGCUCGGGGCGGCGCCGCGCGGGAGCUUCGUGGCGUGCGUGCUGUGGCACCAGGCCUCCGAGCAGGAGACGAAGAGGAGGUACCCAUGCCGCCACUCUUCCCUCGAUUUCCCCAUGUUAGGCCUCCUGUGAGGCCCUCGUCGCCACCGCUGGAUUCGCCUCGAAAUUCUGGUCAGAACGCACCCCAGGAGAGGUCCGGGAGUAGCGGUAUCGGUACGUGUUGGUCUUUUCAGUCGCAAGUCAUGGGAGCUUGGUGUACCCUCGCAAUUCCGUAUUUGGCGUCGAU